Messenger RNA from Opisthocomus hoazin, 9932 nucleotides. NCBI's taxonomy places the organism in Eukaryota, Metazoa, Chordata, Aves, Opisthocomiformes, Opisthocomidae. The record is from RefSeq and is a predicted model, not a curated record.
AUGGGCAAUGAGAACAGUAGUGCAGAAAAUCAGAGUGCUCCACAAGAUUCAGAGUUAGGCCAGCCUCCUCCUAAUGGGCACGGUUUAAAAAGGAACCCUCAGGAAAACAGCACAGAAAAAUCUGGAGGUCAGCACAUCUCAGAUCUUCCUGCGGAGAGCAUAUCCUCAUCAAUUCCAGGACCUACAAGCAUCAGUAAUGAAGGCAUCAGUAGCUACAGUGCUGAAGAUUUACCCAAUCCAAACUCAAGCACGGUGUCUUCAGAGAUGACAGGACAGAACAGCAUCUUGCCAGAACACGGAGGACAAACAGGCUCUGAGUUCUUAAAGCAGGCUGCAGAAGCAAGAGAGAGAAGUCUGCCUACCUUGAUGCCUUUAGCAGACUGUGCCAAAGAACGUGUCACAGGAGAUCUUAUAAGCAGCAAUGACAAGUUACCAACCUCAAAUUGCAAUGCAUUGGCAAGUUUGGAAGCAGUGCCAUCACCAGAUCCAGUCAAUGAUAAAGAAGAGGGAAUAGCACAUGCCUUAUCAGUGGACAGAGGCCUGAAAAGUGACAACAUUGCUGCCACUUCAAUGAAAAACAGUGAGAAUGAUCCCAGAAACCCAAGCCUGGAACCCAGCCCUCCUGCAGCGAUUACAGAAAUGCAAGGAGUCACACAAAUGAGUUUGAGUGAAUUAGAAUGGCUCUGGCAGAGUGAACAGCUGGGUGGCAUGAGGGAACCACAUGUCAGCACGUUUCCCCAGGGUAAAGAAGCAGGAGAUUAUUUUACUGCUCAGGAGGCCAAGCAGGAGCGAGGAGUUUUGGAAGUAGGUCAGCCACACAGUGUAAUGCAGCAAGGUAGAUGGAACACAGAUGGUGGAGAGGGUCUGCUAAUGAAAAAGGAAACCUUAAUCCUAAAUUAUCCAGCAACAGGAGGCUCAGAUGUUGAAAAAUUUGGAGCAAUAGCGAAUGCUGAGGGCUUCACUGAGAUCAAUGAAGUCUGUAAUCUACAGAUGGGGGCUGUAACAACAGCUAAAGGGAGCAAGGCAAACCCAGCUCUAUCUGGAAGCAAAGGGGAGCGAUCAGAAGCCUGUACUUUAAUGUCAGAGUUGCCUUCUAACCCUCCGAGUCUCUUCCUGGUACCAAAGCCUGAAGAGCCUUCGAGGGAAGAUGUGCCUGGAAAUGACUCUGAAGAUCCAACGAGGAGUGAAGCAGUGAAAACAGCCUCUGAAAAAAAUGAACCCAUUUUUCAAAGAGAGCUUCAAAAGGAGAAUGAGCUUGUUAGCGCUGAGCAUUUCAGUGUGCCUUUAUCAUUCGAGCGAGAGGAAGAACAAAAAUCAGCUGUCACAACUGAAAGCCCAAAAGAUGAAGCCAGUAGCAAUGAAAUUGUAAAAGCUGAUGAUGUGUCUAGAGAAAGCACCGCACUUUCUGAAACAGAAAGCAUUAUCAAUCCCACCAAGGAAAAUUCCCUGGCAGAUAAAAGAUUAUUACUGGAAGAAUACGCAUUAAGUACAUCUCUGAGCAGAUCCACAGAGCUGAAUCAGAAAGAAACCGAGGCAACUGUUACAGGAGAAAAAAAUGACAUCAGAACUGGGGUGGCACAAGUGGCAGAAACCAGUGAAUUACCUGAGGGGUGGAGUGGGGCAGAACAACAACUACUGAACCCUGUUAGUAGCCACCACCAGGAUGUGAAAAAUGCCCACUUGGGACACAAUCUCGAAGAACUCAGUUUUUGUGAAAAGCCUUCAGCAGGUGACCUAGUGGAAGAAGCUGAGCAAAAGCCUCUGAAUUUAGACAGUAACUUUAAACCACCCGAAGACCAUUCACAGUCUCUUGGUUGUAAACCUGAACAACAAAUGAGUACAGAGAAAACAGCUGCCACAGACGACCUGGAGAAUCGGCUCAUGGCUUCACCACAGUUGCCAAGGGACAAAUGCCCAUCGGGUUUUGAUUGGUUUAACUCUGAGGCAGAAGACAAAACUUCGGGCCAGCCAGGCUGUAACAGGACUGAAAAGGUUUGUUUAGCCAGUGCACACAGUUCACCGCUCCUCCACUCUGCGAACAAUACUGUUAAGCAGAGUAAGCAGGACGAAUCCUGGGAAAACGCUUUUGCUAGAGAAACUGUGUUGGAAUCUGAGUGCAAAACUGAGAGUGAAGAAAAGCCUGAGAGCGAUAGCAAGUCGGAAGAAAGCACAAAAAUGUCCAAAUCAGAACUCGAGUUCCAGGGCUUAAAUGAGUUGGCAGGGACUAUGGAUCGCACGGCUGUGCCAACUGAGGAGGCCUCAUGGGUUUCAGAAACCAAGGAGCAGGUCAGCUGCAUGGCUGAAGUGCCUCACGGUGAUCCAGAGCAAGGCCCUGCAGCUGCACAAACCAGUGCUGUGGAUGGUAAAGAAAACGAGGGUGUUCAACAAGAGAAGCACCAAACUGCGGUUGAAAGUUUCACGGAGGACAAAGAUUUGGCACUGAAAAGCAAAUGCAAAGCGGAUAUGGUGGUGCAAGCUCAGCAGGAGCAAGUGGCUGCAGAAAGGCACAGAAAUACGCAGAUGGCUUGUUCAGAAACCUCCCAAGCUGUAGUCGGUCCUUCAGGACUCACUCCUCGGCACGUUCGCAUGGAGGAAGGGGGUGACAGCCACACUGGUGAACACAGCUUCCCCUCUGAGAGUGACACACGCAGCUCUGCAGAGGCCCUGGAGUGCGGUAGCAGAGAGUUGCAGGAAAAUGCAGAUGUUCCAACUGCUCUUCCCCAAGCAGAGCAAAUGGAGAAGUCAGUGUCUGUUUCUGGGGACAGUGACUGGAUUUCAAAUACAGGACUCGAGCAACAGAAGCAGCAAAGCAGUCUGACAACUGUCACAAGAGCAGAUGAUCAGGAGCACAAAGAAAUGGCUCUAAAACCUGAACAGCCAUUGGACCUAAAUAAUCACAGCAACAUACCAGAAAUACCUCUAAACAUUUCAAACAACCUUCAGAAAGAAACUUCUGUGCUAGGUCCAGCACCAAUCCAAUGCAACUUUGACACAGCAGAAGAAAAGGUCAAGAAUAAAAGCAGUGCCAUAGUGUCAGAGGAGAUGGGCAGCAGUGAACACGGGCAAAAUAUUUCUGGUGUGGCCAUGCUUAAUUUGCAAGACUGCAACAAGCAAAACAAAACUGAUCUCAAGGCAGAAGAAAACUGCUGCAGUAAGCCAAACUCAAGCGAGCCCGAGCAGGAUAAUAAUUCUUUGAUCUCAGCUAGUCAGCAUGAAGCAGCAUGUCAUAGCGAUACGUUUUCUAAAGAAUCUGACAAGAAUGAACAGCCAGGCAGCAUAUGCAGGAUAAAGGAUAAAACUGGUGCGAGCCGUGCUGCUGCUACAAAUGCUCUUCCAGGGACACAGAAUUCAGCAAGUGCCACUAACAUAUCACAGGCUUUGCCAAGUGAUACAGAAAUAGCACAUACUUCUGAUAAUUCUGAGAAAAAUGAUCCUCAAAUAUCUCACCCGGAAACUCAAGGAAAAACACCAUUAAUGGCAAAAAAAUCAGAAAAGAUUGAAGGUCUGACUGCUGAUGGGGAAAUCAUCCGGAAAGAUGGAAACUUGGAGAUAAGUUGUGAGGACAGUGCUUCUGUCACAGAAACAAGCAAUAUGAAAAGUGGUUUAAGUCCAGGGGCACAAGGAUCUCCUUCACCAUUACAGGCACACGGGGAAGUAAUUCCCACUGAUAAGGCGUAUAAACCCAGGGGUGUUCAAAAGACACCAGAGGAGCCUGGUUAUUGUCAGGCAAAUAUUACAGCCCUCUCUACACAGACCUCUGCCCUCAGCCAUCCUAGCCAGCAACCUGGAAACAAUAUGAACAGCAGUGCUGGGGGGGAAUCGCUAAAUAACGAGCUGGAAGUUGUAGCAUGCCAAAAUGCUGUAGAAGGUGACUAUAAUUUGCAGAUUGCUGCAGGUUCUCAGGUGUCUGUGCACUUAGGUCCCUCACCCAGCGUAAGCACGGAUGAAACAGCACAUUCAGAAAACAGCCCUGUGGGGAGUGUGCAAGUGAGUGAAAAAGAUGCUCCAGACCAAAGUUUUGAGGGUGACGGAGACCGAAGUUUAUCCCUGCCAGAGACUUUAAAUGUGGGGCAGAGUACUGGAAACUUAUCACAGUUCAAUUCCGAGAAGCUGAAGAAAGAGGUAUCUGCAAUUAAAUCCAAAGAAACAAAAAGUGAGGUAAACUUCAAAGAGCAGCAAAGUGACAGUUCAGCAGAGUCUCUUUUAGCUCACCCUGCUCUGGAAGGGAAGCUGCUGAGCCUUUCAUCUGUUGGUAAACAAGAAGGCUGUAAUGAGGAAAUUGCAACCAAUAUCUGCGUAGAUGACAAGUACGGUAAGAUCUUAGAGAAACCUGGGAAUUCAGAAAAAGUGGAAGAGCUUUCAAAAGAGAAUAAUAACGUAAGCAGGGCAGAGAUCAGUAUUUCCGAGCAGUCUGCAGAGAACUCAGGAAGGGAGCGUGAGGCUCUGACUUGCAGCUCUCUGGACGUUGGCUCCAGCCUCCCAGACUUCAGGGAGCACAUCAGCCGGAUAUUUAAAAAAACUGUCCACAGCACACUGAGUGCUGAAUUACCCCAGCUUUUGUCUGAAAACCGUGCAGGCUUCAAGCAGAGUCCAGUGGCCAAGGAUACAGCAGAACUGUGCCAUGCUGAGAACUUUUCAGAAUCCAUCAAGGUGGACAGAGGAGCUCCCGAGGGCACCUCAGAAGCAGAGGGGCAGGAGUUGUCUUUAGCUGCUGAGACUUCCUGCAAAGCUGCCAAGGGCAAAUCUCUGCAACAAGAAAACACAGUGACAGAGCUGCCACCAGCAGAUCUCCAGGACACUGAGAAAAAUAGGCAGGCUGGUAGCUGUUUAGAAGUGAAUGGCGCUGCACCUGCUGAAUGCGCUCUGGAAAACCUACCAAAGCCAAAUAAAACCACUGAGCAUCCACAGAGCAGUGAGAUGGAAAGAAAGGAAGACGUGGGUGCUAGUGGCGUUGGGGCUGAAUCGCUAAUAAGCUUAGAGAUGAAGAAGCAAGGACCGGCUUCAUUUGAUGGGGCAGCAGCUGAGAACUUCCCUGCAUAUUCUGACAGCAAGCAACAACCCACUCUAGCUGGUAUCUCCACAGGCGAUGUGCAGAAGAGUGACUUAGAAGAUGCUGCUACCACAGAGGGAAAAAACUUAAUUACAGAGUGUAAUGCAGAACCGGUUUCAUCUGAAGAGGAUGCAAGUCUUCCUACUGAACAGUGCCGGGAUCCUAAGCCAAAUGAACAGGAGAGAAGUGAGUACGGUGAUCCAGACGCUGCCCAGAGCGUCUCUGACAUGGCAGCUUCAACACUUGUCCCGGGGGAAUCUUACAAUCCUGACAAACUGCCAGACGAUUUUACUGUGUUACCUGGGGAAAAUCAGGAGACACUCAUUUGCAGCAAUUUUAUGCAUGACAUUAAGUCUCAGAAUGACACGCAGGUGGUACAGGAUGAUCAAGUAAAUAGGAAAUGCCUGGAAACAUCAGAAAAUUCACAAGAUGCACGGCAAGAAAAGAAAGUGGCCAUGCAUGAGUUAAUAGAUUACUUAAAAAACGAAGUGAGCCAGGAUGAUUGCUUGCAAACUGACUCUAAACUAGAAUCGAGCGAUAUGACUGAGGGAGAUGUAAAAGAGAACAGUGACACGGUGUUAAGCGCAGCAGAAACAGGUAACGAAAAAACUGGAGGCACCCCUGAAACAGGUACUGCAAGGAUGUUAGUCACUGGUGAAGGUGACUUAGCUUUAAACACGAGCACUGAAGAGCAGGAAACAGACCUGGGCAAAAAUCACUCUCCAAGCAUUCCUGUGAAGGAGCAGAGUGAGCAUUCUGCAUGUGCAGAUCUCACUGUUGCUGAAAAUCAGCCGAGCAAGAUGAAUUCAGAACAUGAAAGCUCACUUCAGGAUGCCAAGAGAAAGCUAUCACCACUUGCGUUAAUUGAGCCUGAGAACCUUGACCUCAGUGAGCUUCAAGACAUGGCUGUGGCAUGAUUUCCUUCUGAAAGCCCUUCUGGGCCAGGUGAUGAUAUACAGUUGGCUUCUCCCCUUGAUCCUGCCGAGCAACCCUUAGCUGUCCCUGCGGUGUUUGGAAAUGCUGACCCUGUGGAUGCUGCUGAGCUGACUGCAGCAAGAUGGCAGUGCGUAAUAAGAGAUCAGGUUGUCCCUCCAUCUGUCCAGUCAAGAAACUGUAUCUUUGUUUUGCUCCUUGAGGAUGACUGCCUGCCUCUCUCCUCCCCUCCUGAUUACAUAUUGAUCAGGCACAACAUCGUAUCAUCUGCUCACACUUCCAAGUCUGCUAGCUGCAAAGAAGCUGAUAACCUAAUUCCUGGGGAUGUACAUGUGUCUGCGGCCCCUGGCGAUGGUGUAGAACUGCCUGCUGAAGAAACUACAGGUUUCACAAGGGAAGAAAAGAGGAGCUCUGACUCUGAAGAAGCAUUUGAGACCCCAGAGUCCACCACACCGGUAAAGGCACCACCUUCGCCUCCGCAGCCACCCCCUGAAGCGGCGGCGGCAGCAGCAGUUGUAGCAGACAUAACAGAACAAGAAAUAAAACCCCAGCUGCCCUUGGAAGACACAGCAUUAUGUUCAGAAACUAUCCCCGUAACUGAUGUGUCACACAGUGAAUCAGCUGAAGAAAGCCCUUUCCGUCCCCCUUCCCAUUCUUUUUCCACUGUCUUCGAUGAGGACAAGCCAAUAGCCAGCAGUGGAACUUACAACUUGGACUUUGAUAACAUUGAGCUGGUUGAUUCUCUCCAUGCCUUAGGACCGAGCUCUCCAGAAUCGAAGAGUCGUGACCCCAAAGCAAAUGUUCGAAGAAAAUCUACUGAUUCAGUCCCAGUUUCCAAAUCUACGUUGUCUCGCUCUCUGAGCUUGCAAGCUAGUGAUUUUGAUGGAGCAUCUUAUCUUGGCAACAGUGAGACGUUAGCGCCGUCAGCAGAUGCAUAUGGUACUGGUUCAAGUAGUGCUUCUAGUACCCUCAAGAGAACAAAGAAAUCCAGACCAGCUUCCUUAAAGAAGAAGCAGCCAGCAAAAAAAUCUCUGGAUGCUCCACCGGUGAAGGAAACACCACAAGAACCGUCUGACUGUGGCCAAGCAGCUUGUGCCCCAGGUGAGGAUAAAAAACUAUCUGAAGCAAAGGCUGACUCAGUAAAGCCCGAAUGUACUGAACCUUCUAAAAUCUCUGCUGAGAAACAGGAGGCCCUGCCUGUGCCUGAAGGAUCCUACCCUUUGGAUCCCGACGGUUUUGAAGGGAUUAGUGCAUUUGGCACGGGAGGUGGCAAAGUACAAAACUCUCCCCCCGCCAGUAGGAAAACACUACCUCUUACACCGGCCCCAGAGGCUGUGGAGGUGACACCACCUGACACUGGAGGACAAGAAGACCCUCCGGUCAAAGGCAUUGCCGUGAGGCUGGAGUUUGAUUAUUCUGAAGAAAAAGGGGUGAGUGAAGACCAUCAGGAGAGUACUCUUCCUCCCAAAAAGGCAGGUAAAAAGCCUGGUGCUAAAAUGCCACUACGGAGGCCAAAGACUAAAAAGUCAGUGGAAAAGCUUGACAAUGCUCCAACCACGCCGACCAAGUCACCGCCUGAUCCAAACGAAAUCCCUAUCACAAAAGGCUCUUACACUUUUGAUAUUGACAAGUGGGAUGAUCCCAAUUUUAACCCGUUCUCAUCUAGUACAAAAAUGCAAGAAUCGCCCAAACUGCCUCAACAAACGUACAGUUUUGAGCCAGACAUGUGUGAGGACUCUAUUGACCCUUUCAAGUCUUCUUCUAAGAUAGCCAGCUCGCCUUCUAAAUCUCCAGCUUCCUUUGAGAUACCAGCCAGUGCCAAUGAAACAAAUGGAACUGAAGGAGACAACUUGAAUAAACCUGCAAAAAAGAAGAAGACACCACUAAAGACUGAUACAUUUAGGGUGAAAAAAUCACCAAAAAGAUCCCCACUAUCUGAUCCUCCUUCCCAGGAUCCCACUCCACUGCCUACUCCAGAAACACCUCCCGUCAUAUCCACGGUGGUUCACGCGACAGACGAGGAGAAAUUGGCGUCCUCGGUGACCAGUCAGAAAUGGACCUGCAUGACCGUGGACCUGAACACGGACAAACAGGACUACCCGCAACCGUCUGAUCUGUCUACGUUUGUUAAUGAGACCAAAUUCAGCUCUCCCACAGAGGAGUUGGAAUAUGGCAACUCAUAUGAAAUAGAAUAUAUGGAGAAAAUAGGCUCCUCUGUGCCUCAGGAUGAUAACACCCCGAAGAAACAAUCUUUAUACCUAAUGUUUGAUGCACAGCAGGAGAGCCCAGUCAAGUCACCUCCCAUCAGACUGUCUGAUUCCACAACGCCAUGCUCGGGGUCAAGUUUGGAAGACCCUGAAGCCCAGCAAACCUCUGGAAUGAAAAUACAACAUCCAGCUUCCCGAGUCCUAGCUGCCAGCCAAGAGGCACACUUACAGUCACCUGACAAGUCAAAGCAGAAAGACCUAGAGCCCAUGACCCUAGGAACAACUCCAGAAGCUAUUGAAAUAACAUCUCCUGAAGACUCCUUUGUCUCUGCUGAUGCUCUUCUCAAUAGGAUAUCUAAGAAAACCUCAAUAUGUGAUCAGCCUGAAUAUCUAGAUCCUGACUUGGCAGAAAAGAACCCCCCAGUAUUUGCUCAGAAACUUCAGGAGGAGUUAGAGUUUGCUGCAAUGAGGAUAGAAGCGCUGAAGUUAGCCAGGCAGAUUACCCUGUCUUCUUUCCGCUCCGAGAGAGAACCUGCUAUCCCAGCAGAUGUUUCCAUCUCUAAAAGUGCGCUGUACUCCCGGAUCGGCACCUCGGACGCAGAAAGCACCACGGGUCUGCUCUACCCCCAGCAAGACUUAGACUCGGCGCUACGACUCGCCAGAGCAGAGAUCGUGGCCAAGGAAAGAGAAGUAUCUGAGUGGAAAGAGAAAUACGAAGAAAGCAGAAGGGAAGUGAUGGAGAUGAGGAAAAUAGUUUCAGAGUACGAGAAGACGAUUGCUCAGAUGAUAGAGGAUGAACAGAGAGAGAAAUCGGUCUCCCAUCACACUGUUCAGCAGCUGAUAGUGGAGAAGGAGCAAGCUCUGGCCGAUCUGAACUCAGUGGAGAAAUCACUGGCAGAUCUUUUCAGGAGAUACGAAAAAAUGAAAGAAGUGUUGGAGGGCUUUCGGAAGAAUGAAGAAGUGUUAAAGAAAUGUGCGCAGGAAUACUUAUCACGAGUGAAGAAGGAGGAGCAGAGGUACCAAGCACUCAAAAUUCACGCUGAGGAAAAACUGGACAGAGCCAACGCUGAAAUCGCACAAGUGAGAGGCAAGGCUCAGCAAGAGCAAGCAGCGUACCAGGCCAGCCUUCGUAAAGAGCAGCUGAAAGUGGACGCGUUGGAGAGAACACUGGAACAAAAGAACAAAGAGAUAGAAGAAUUAACAAAGAUUUGUGAUGAACUGAUUGCCAAAAUGGGGAAAAGCUAACUUUUAACCAAAUUUCUGGACUUCGGUAUUGAGUGCAAUAUGACCAUUGGCACACUGAUGUCCAUACAUUUAUGUGGACAGGUUAUAUUUUCACUUUUUCGUAUGCACUACUGUAUUUUCUUUCUAAAUAAAGUUGAUUUAAUUGUAUGCAGUACUAAGAUGACUAUCAGAAUUUCUUGCUAUUGUUUGCAUUUUCAUAGUAUAAUUCAUAGCAAGUUGAUCUCAAAGUUCCUGUAUCAGGGAGAUUGUCAAGUUCUCUAAGAAAUUACAAAUUGCUGAUCCUAGCCUUCCCUUUGUACAUGAGUUCCCAUGUUGGAUGUCUUUUGGAUUUAAUAUAAAAAUGUAUUACUUGCAUGGGGACUCUUGCCUUAAGGAGUGUAAACUUUAUCUGCAUUUGCUGAUUUGUAAAAUAAAAUUAAAAAUGAAAAAAAAAAUGAAAAUGCAUUUCACUUAAAUGAAAUUCUCUAUUGUAAAUAAAUUUUUUCGUUGAAAGUUGA